This is a messenger RNA of Spodoptera frugiperda (fall armyworm), 4491 nucleotides long. RefSeq lists its product as uncharacterized. The coding region runs from base 474 to 4211 and encodes 1245 amino acids. The record is from RefSeq and is a predicted model, not a curated record. Lineage: Eukaryota; Metazoa; Arthropoda; Insecta; Lepidoptera; Noctuidae. The transcript has 2 exons.
CAUGACAGAGAGACGUUUCAUUUGGAUAGUUUGUAUACUAGUGGUGUGCCGUCGUUUAACAGCGGUUAAUGAAUUAAAUAGAGAAUACAACAGCAAGUGACAAAUUAAGUAGAAAAAUACGUUGUCCAAUCUUUAUUAUCUAUGCUAGCAAGAUACAACGAACAAAUCUGCGGAACAAAUGAACGAAUUGAAUAAAAGGGUGACCGAAUGAAAAAUAGAAUAAAAGAGUGAAUGAAUGAAGAAGCCGGUAAAACACUAGAUAAGUCAAGGUCUUGAUAUAUAGUUACAGUCAGUGUGUGUCGUCUGUGGUAGUGAUGGUUGUGUAAACUACAAGGUACACAGAGCAGCUGUGUUUUGUUUACUACUUGCCGGUACUUUACUCAGUGUGUCCGUCAAAUCAUUAUCAACAAUUACAUUGAAACCAGCUCACAAGCAAAUAUAAUAUUCCUGAUUUCAAAGCCAUUGAUUACACGAUGGCCACGUACGUACCAGUCACGUUGGUGGGAGACACUCUAGGCCAACGGCACCGACACCUCAACUCGUUGGUGCGCGCGGCUAGAGAGAGUGGAACCACGGUCCAAGAUGUGGAGGCAGUACCCGAGCAGGCUCCAGCCGACCGACUGUUCAAGGUAGACCUCGCCGUCUCACUCGGAGACGCAGACUACAUCCUGCGGAACCUGAAACACGACGACAUGCUGUUUGUGAGCAGAGCGCUGAAGGCCCGGUGGCUGCUCGACCGCCAUGACGUCAUCAACCCUCAAUAUUUGGAAGACACCCUCUUCCCUGAAAUGGUUUCCCCGGCAGUCUCCAAGAUGAGGCACUGGCUGUACAUCAACCUGCGGGAACCCACCAAGUGCCAGGAGUUCUAUGAGUACUACAAACAGAACUCGUUCGAGUUCGCCAUAAAGUUCCUCAGCCGCUGCAGCAAUCGCUUCAUACUGGAAGAAGUCCCCAAGAUAUUGGCCAAACUGUCGCCUCACUAUUUAAAAGUUUUGUGCGAGAAAUGCUCUACAGUCGCCAAAAUAUAUUUUGAUUCGUUGGCGACACAAGACGAUGUUAAGAAAUGCUAUCUCGAUCAAGAACAGGCCUACUACAAUAGUAUAAAAUGCGUGCUAAAAUCUAAUGCCGAUUUGUUUUUAGACAUCACGGAAAAGUAUUUCAUUUGCGAUAUGUUUAAGAGAUUCAGUCCACUGGCGACUGACUACAUCGUGCGGUGCCAUAAAUCUAGAGUCACAAACAAGUUGGAGCUGUACGUGGCCCACAUUUUGCACAUCCCCACACUGGCUGCGAGGCUCAGUGUCGACGAGUGCCAGGAAGUUGUGCUGCAGCUUGCGAGGGCCAGCUACUUGCAGCACUGGUUCCAGUACAAAGCAGUAGAACCGCUGAUUACACGUCUACAUCCUCAAAAGAGACCUGCUUUCAAGAAACGUGUCUUUGUUGACAAAGACGUCGGUGAAUUAGUGGAGAAAUGGCCAUACGAUGUACCUGGCUCUCCGAUUAGACCUGGCAUUAGUGGACCUCACAUUUUUGAUGAUCGGGAUUUCGUACCAGACAUUAUAGCAGAGCCUCGUUUUGCUUCGGGCGGGCAUACGCUUGCGUCGGGUGGCAUGUGUUUUGGGCUUGCAAGUGCCGUAAGAGAUAAUUAUGAACAAAAUCACGUUUUUGGGAAAAUAAGAACUGAUCUAGACCGGCUGUUCGAUGAGUUCCGCUUUAUUGGAUUCGAUCGCGCACUGCAUGAAUUGAGCCAACGGUUAAUUGCCACCGCUUCCCCAGACAGGCGACGUGACAUUUUUAUGGUUUUGGUUAGUAAAACCGGCGGUCGUACGGAUGCGGUGAAAACAUUUUUGCAGCUCGCCUUACGGCACAGUAACGAGCCCGUGCAUACCCGAGCCGCUGUAAUGCGCAGUCUUGUGAAGCGAGCCGCCGUGUGGCGCCUCCCUGCCGACGUUUGGCAACUACUGCUAGACUACGGACACGGGCUGGGGCUGGACGGAACGACGCCAGAAGCGGCGUGUCACGAAGGACUACAUGCUGUUGUAAUUCGCCAGCUGUUGGCUGGCCAGUGCGAACCAGCCAUUUGCGAUGCUUUUUUAAGAGAUUUUUCAACUUUGGCAGAAUAUUCUCUGAAGCCGGAUGAACAGGUGUGCGUUACCACUAAUCUUCAAAAUAUGUUGACAUCGACCGCUGUCGAUGUUGAGCCUGCAGUUGCCGCGCAGCGCCUGAGUCAGAUGUUGGAUGUGCUAAAGGCAUUCCACAUCCGUAUCGAGGCAUCCUCACCUGUCGUGAAAGCUGUGUUGGAUUUAGCUCUCCAGGACAAGGAUGUCGCGCGACCUUUGCUGGAGCGACUUUAUAACGCAAAGAUAGCGCGGCGCGAGCUGCUGCGCCUCAGUAUGACGUUCAGGCGAGAUCAAGCAGCGCUAUUGAAUGCGUUGCGCCAUGACCCACUCGCGCUUGAGGUGACACAAGUUGUUGAUAUCCUGUAUGUACGCAACACAAAAUUAGACAGUUUUACUGCAAAGCUAGCUGUGUACUUCGACCAAAAGCAAGAUUUCACAACUCAACUCAAGAAUGCAUUAAAAGGAAAGAUUUUACAGCCACCAGAAGAGGCACCAUCAGGAUCCACCGUAGUCGGGUUUCAACAACCAAUGAGAACUUUUCCACAACGCAAUAUUCGGCGUGAACCAACAAGCAAUGACGUGUCGAAUCGUUGUCAACCUACUAUAUUUCCUCAUCGACACCUGCCACAAUUCCCGCCACGACACUGGCCACAGUUCCCGCCUCGGUUUCCACCACGGCCACGUAUACCCAUCAUACGCGGUCUAAAAAUAAAAUUGAUUCGACCAUUAGCAAGUCUUAUCUGCCAGGAGUUGGAGUUGGAACAAGAACUAAAAGUGUUAGAUCAAGCGGGUGCCGACUUUGUCAAGUUGGCCGCGGAACUGAGAGCGUGUGGACAUCGCGCUCGGCCUAUCGUCAAUUUAGCAGAAUGGGGCUGGAGUAGGGCUGGCGUGAAAGCUGUGGCGACGCAAGCGAUGCGCUGUCGUGAAAUAGAAAGAGCUGAGUUUAUCCGCACAUUAGCGGCGGAGCGCCGCACGGUUCGGGUGGCCCUAGCACUCAGUUUGCGCUCCAAAGAAGGACCAGUGCUCGACACCUUCACUUCGUUUGCGAAGCUACGUCCCGCGGCAGCUCUGCGGGCUGGCUUGCAGUAUUUCCACCGACGAGGCGACACUGCUGAGCUAGGUGUUUGGGAUAUCAUUAAACCGUUGCUAUCCACGGUCGACCUAACACGUCGCGAACGACUCCGUCGUUUACUAGCCAAUACUCAUUGGAUUCCAUCUCCCAUUAAGGCUGAUUAUUGCAUUAAUGUUUACCUUGCCAUCAAUAAGAUCUCUAAGUCGGUUGGUCUAAACAUUCUUCAAGAGCUGUCCAGAAUUUUACCAGAAGCCGAUGAGUCAAUCGAUAAAGUAUUGUUAGACAUUUUGGACAGUAGUGAUGGCAAGACGCCGGCUGUUUUUAUACGAUAUUUGAUGCUCUCUGUAAAUGAUGAGGAUCUGGAAAAAAGACUACAGAUAGGAAACCGAUUUUUAGAACAUUUAAAUACUCUACGCCGCGAGGAACAUGGAGAAUUCCAUAGAAGAUUUAAUCAAGUCCUAAUGAGUUUGCUGUAUAACACCGCUUUCUUGGACACGAAGUACGCGUGCUGUUUGAAAGUUUUCGAAACGAUCUUGGAUUGGAUGAAUACAUUUAUGACGAAAGAAAGAAAUUUCAGAAUACAUACACAGUUUACCUUAUUCAUGUUAUAUUUUAAAGCAGUUAGACAAAGUAUAGAACAGAUGCCAGAAGUAUUUUCUGACCCGAAGAGGAGGAGGGCGGAGGGCGUGGAGGCUGUAGGGUUUGAGUUCGGGAGAUACAUAAUGAAGGAUGUCGUUGAACACGUCGCUACGUAUUUUGACUCUAUAAUAGAACUGUAUGCCAGAAUUUUAAAUGAUUUCUUUAACUACUUCGUGUGUUGCAAUUCUAGGUCGAGUUUUAUAAAUUCUACUUUAAAAGGUAUGUGGGAGGAAGGGGUCGGUCUCCAGCGCCGUAUGGUGGUGCACAUCUAUAGGAGCCGCGGUUAUUUUGAUUUCUAUGGUUCAAUGAAACAAGAAAUGGAGGAGUUAUUUACAAAGGAAAAGGCUAUAGAAUGCUUUGUUAAUGCUUAUUAUACUCUAUGAUUGUAUUAAAUGAAGAAAAUAUUGAAUAAACUAUGCUCAAGUUAUGUUAUGUUUGCCAUCUAAUCGCCGUACUCAGAGUCAUUUAAUGGUUACUUAACCCAGUCCUUAGCAAUUGUUUUCGAUACAAAAUCGUUGGUACGGAAUAGUUUAAGUAAUCAUUAAAUGUCUCUGAGUACGGCAGUAAAACUAUUUAUCUGUUUUUGUUAAUGUUGCGCUGUUUAUUGAUACAAGGCUUUAUAAAUACCUACUGCUAUUAAAUAUUGUUAUUAUUAUUAAAUAA